AUGUCUUCACAACUUUUUUCUACUUUUAUUUUCUUCGACUUGGAAACAACCGGCCUUCCAUUAAGCGGUUAUCAUCCUCGAAUUACUGAGUUGUCGUUGCAGGCGGUCGAAAGGUCAGAUUUAAUAGAUGACUCGCGCAAUUGGCCUGUUAAAAAUAAAUUAAACCUAUGUUUCAACCCAAUGAUUCCAAUUCAGUCUAAAGCAGCCAAUAUAACUGGAUUGAAUGCCAAAUUAAGAAGAAUUCAUUCAAGCGAUUUGUCAGAUAAAAAUGGAGAUUCAGUUUACUGUAGUGAUACCCUGGAUUUAUUUCGGGACUUUGAUUAUCACCUUGUUUCUCCAGAUGACAGAGGACUAGCCAUAUUAACUUCCCAAGUAUUCGAUUACUCAAGGAAACUAAUUAUGAUGACACCAAUCAAAUACCAGAUGAUAAAUAUCUAUUAUGAACCUGAUUAA
Molecule: messenger RNA, 453 nt
Organism: Rodentolepis nana
Lineage: Eukaryota; Metazoa; Platyhelminthes; Cestoda; Cyclophyllidea; Hymenolepididae
Source: the annotation of a GenBank genome assembly